AAGCUUCCUGUUUUGAACGAGUACAACUGGCGUUAAUUAUCUGAGUGAGUUUAUAACAACAUGCCUUCUUAAAAUAAUUUAUCUUCAAACUGUUAACGUUAAUCCAUAAUUUAGGAAUCAAGUAUUGGCUUACAAGAGUUGUUAAGAGUGGAAGAGCCAUGCCUUUCCUCCAUGGGUUUCGUAGGAUCAUAUACGAGUAUCAGCCGCUGGUAGACGCUGUGAUGUGUGUUGUUGGACUGGAGGAAGGAGACGACAGUCUCCCCCUCAAGGACCGAGUCCUCAGCCCUGAGGAGGUUUGUGGUUCUCUAGCGGAGCUCCUGGAGCGGGAGUCCCAGUCAGACAUGUUUGUGGAAGGCAUUAGCUAUGCUCUGUUUAAGGUGGCAGAGCGAGGACUGGUAACUGCAGCGGAAAUCCUUCUACGCUAUGGAGCUGAUCUGAAUUUUGAGGACCCAGUCUCCUACUACAAUCCUCUACAUGUGGCAGUUUUGAGGAACAGGCCAAGCAUAGUGAGGCUGCUGGUCGAGCACGGAGCAAGUGUGGAAAAGAGAGACCGGAUCCAUGAGAGCAGUCCAUUGGAUCUUGCCAGUGAGGAGUCGGAGAGGCUCACCUGCCUGCUCACCCUGCUGGACUUGGGCGCUGAUGUGAAUGCGAUGGAUAAACAUGGAAAAACUCCUUUGCUCCAUGCGUUCGCGAGCAGCGACGGACUCACUGUGCAUAACACAGAGAACAUCCGGCUUCUACUUCAGCGAGGUGCCGAUGUUAAUGCCUCUACUGUGGAAGGGGAAACAGUUGAGUCCGCCUUGGUGUUUCUGAUUAAGGAGGCCCUGGAAGCCAACACGGAGGAUGCUGCUGAGAUCGGUAACUUCUGCUUGAAAACCACCGAGCUGCUGCUGGCUCACGGCGUGGACCCCAGCUGCUGUCUGAAUGCGGAUGGCGAGCCCUCCCUGACACAGACGAGCCUGGAGCACUUCGACCUGCUCUUCCCUCUGGCCGUGCUGUUGAUUCAAAGCGGAGCGUCUUUGGUUUGUUCCCAUCACGGCGAGUCCUGUUGGUCCGGUUACAGCCUCCUUUUGCGGCGGCUGCAAACAGCGCUGCGGCACUGCUCUGAUGGAAGUCGCAGUUCUGAGCUUCUGGAGCAAGCUGAGGCGCUGCUCGACUUGGCGAGGGUAGACGCCCCCAUGCUGCACCUGCCUCUCAGGCUGGAGCUCCCUGUGCCCGGCCGGGACCCUCACCCUCAUGCCCAGGCGCUGGCAGACCUGCACGACCGCGUAGUGCAGUAUGAAGCCAGCCCUCCGUCCCUGCGAUGCCUUUGCAGGUCAUUCAUACGGAGCCGCCUACAGCCUUGGCCCCUGGUGGACAGAUUCAAAGCCUUGCCCUUACCCGACAGACUGAAAGACUUUAUUCUUCCUGAACGCACGUAUACCCCGAAAUCUGGCUGGGACCGCUUCAAGCCCCAACAUAGCCAGCGCUGACAAUAUAAGCUACUGACUACUAAAAUCCAAAUGUAAAGACAGAACAGGCUUGUAGUCAUCUGUGUGCCAUAAAUGAACCACGACAAACCAUCAAGGCUAUUGUUUGUUUCUCACUGUUUUCUGUGCCAAAAUCACCAGACACAUGUGGGAAUGUUUACUUGUUUAGUAAACAUUUACCUACAGAUCGAGGCCACCAGAUGGCAGUGUUGCUCUUGCGUCUCAACAGCGCCUCAGAUGUCAGGGUCAAAGAUUUAGUUAUUCACAGCGCAGCCUACUUAAGUGUUUCCGGUGCAGUGGGCUCCAUCUAUAUUUCAUCUCCUCGACGUGAUGAUGGUGGUGUGUUUUGAAAUUUGUGUGUUUCCCGUGCCCAAUAUGAAGGUGGACCAAUAAAACGCGCGUCCGUCUCACCGAUAA
Messenger RNA from Gasterosteus aculeatus aculeatus (three-spined stickleback), 1886 nucleotides. It is a transcript of the gene asb6, whose product is annotated as ankyrin repeat and SOCS box containing 6. The record is from RefSeq and is a predicted model, not a curated record. Gene Ontology annotation, molecular function: protein binding. Gene Ontology annotation, biological process: intracellular signal transduction. Lineage: Eukaryota; Metazoa; Chordata; Actinopteri; Perciformes; Gasterosteidae.